CACAUAAAGUCUUGCAUUGAAGCUCACGAGAAGGACAUGGAGCUUUCCUUUGCCGUCCAGCGCAGCAAAGACAUGGUGUGCGGGAUCUGCAUGGAGGUGGUGUACGAGAAAGCCAAUCCCAGCGAGCGCCGCUUCGGGAUCCUCUCCAACUGCAGCCACACCUACUGUCUCAAGUGCAUCCGCAAGUGGAGGAGUGCUAAACAAUUUGAGAGCAAGAUUAUAAAGUCCUGCCCAGAAUGCCGGAUCACAUCUAACUUUGUCAUUCCAAGUGAGUACUGGGUGGAGGAGAAGGAAGAGAAGCAGAAACUCAUUCAGAAAUACAAGGAGGCAAUGAGCAACAAGCCAUGCAGGUAUUUCGAUGAAGGCCGUGGGAGCUGUCCAUUUGGAGGGAACUGUUUUUACAAGCAUGAAUAUCCUGAUGGCCGCCAAGAGGAGCCACAAAGACCCAAAGUAGGAACCUCAAGUAGAUACCGGGCCCAGCGGAGGAAUCGGUUCUGGGAGUUCAUCGAGGAGCGGGAGAACGGGGAUCCCUUUGAAACCGACGAGGACGAGGUGGUGACCUUCGAGCUCGGUGAGAUGCUGCUCAUGCUGUUGGCGGCCGGAGGUGAUGAUGAGCUAACAGAUUCCGAGGAUGAGUGGGACUUAUUUCAUGAUGACCUGGAAGAUUACUAUGAUUUGGAUCUAUAGCACCUGUCAGUGGAGUGUGGACUGUUGUCUUGGCUUCAGGCAGUAGCUAUUACCUGUGGUGUUGUGGCAGUGCCUGUGUUUCUCCUAGGCAGGCCGAUCAAUUCCAGGUGCUGUUGUAAUAACUUUUACCCAGGGUCUGUCUCUUCCCUUCCCCUCUUCUCCCACCCCAGGAGUGUUGUUUUUCCUCUGUUUCAACAAAUAACAAGAAAUAAAUCUUUAAAAUGUUAGUUUUUGUAAAAAUGAAUUUAACUGUCAAACAGUUAGCUUAGGUUUGUUGCUUCAUCUGUGUACCCAACAGAGUUCACCCAGUUCCAGGGUUAAAGUGUUUACAGGACUCCCACACUCAUUUUGAAGAGCCCAGAUACAAAAAUGAGCAGUGGCCAUGCAGUGGGGAUGUUAAUUGGCUGAUGGCCUUUAUUCUGUCUUUGUACCAAUAUUUCUGAUUUCAGGCCAGAUACAAAUAUUCUUUCUGGAAUCAGCUCCGUUCCAGCCCCCUCAUGUACACGUCUUCAUUUGUGACUUUUGGUCUCUGUUUACUUGCACAUUACUAUUACUACUGUGUAACCAGAACCAGGUGUGAACGUUCUGGAUUUUUACUGUGUUUAGCAUGAAAGGAAAAUGUCUUUGUGAAAGGAGAACUCUCUAUGUGUAUAUACAGAUAAAUGUAGAGUUGGACCUCAAGGAUGGGGAGACUCUGUGUAAGUUAAAAAUAACAAAACCAUCUUUCACCCCCUCUUGGUGCAUGAAGUCUUGCCUCCAAUUGGACAUGAAACUGGUCUAGUGGUCUCAGCCCAGACUGGGAAAUGAUCCUGACUAUCGCCUCACUUGAUAGAUGGCACUCCCUAAUACACCAGCUCUCUUUCAUGUGUAUGAUUAGGGUUGUCCAGGAGCAGAAAUCCGGUUAGCCAAGGUGGGGUCAGAGGAACACCAGAGAGGACCCUUUAGCUUUAUCGCUCUGUAAGUUUUAGAACUUCAUGUAAACACUUAAGCCGUGAGCUUUGCUAGAAACUGGCUGUGCCUCCCAGCUGCUCUGAGGUACUUGUUCCUCUCUGCAGCUGAGUUGGGCAGGUUGCCUGGUAAAGCUGUUCAGUUUAUGUGAGUUACUGCUUACAAAGGCAGUCGUGCAGUUUCUGGCUGUAAUUUGCAUUGAGAAAUUACUUUGCCACCAAAGCCCCAGCACAGGAAUUUUAACCUUGCAUUACAUUAUUGCUGUUUUUUAUUGACUUGUGGAUGCCCCGUGAUCUGUUCUCCUGCUGCUCUUGUCCCCUAGACUGCCUCUCCUUUCACUUUUAAAUGGAAUGAGAAAUUGUUCUGAGGUCUAUAACGUAUUGUUUUGCAGCUGCCUUUUGUAAGAAGCACUUUUCCCAAAUAAAAAAAGAAAAAAAAAAUUAAACAAGAA
Oenanthe melanoleuca is the source of this 2086-nucleotide messenger RNA. It is a transcript of the gene MKRN1, whose product is annotated as makorin ring finger protein 1. The record is from RefSeq and is a predicted model, not a curated record. Gene Ontology annotation, molecular function: ubiquitin protein ligase activity; metal ion binding. The transcript has 5 exons. Bases 37 to 687 code for a protein of 216 amino acids. NCBI's taxonomy places the organism in Eukaryota, Metazoa, Chordata, Aves, Passeriformes, Muscicapidae. Gene Ontology annotation, biological process: protein polyubiquitination.